CUCGCAGGGCGGGACCCGAGCGCGACCGCGCGGCCGGCGGACCUGGGCUGGCUUGUGGGGAAACGAAACUGAGGGAGGAGGUGGAGGCUCUGGCUGUGGCAGGUCCAGGCCCGGCGGCGGCGGCGAUACGUCGGCCUGAUCCCCGCUCUCCGCUCCCUGGCAGCUCGCCCUCUCCCCUCUGCUAACAAUGAAGAGAACUCUCCCAGAAUGCAAUGCCCCCAUCAAGAAACAGAAAAAAAGAGUUGCAGAGCUUGCCCUGAACCUCAGCUCUACAUCAGACGAUGAACCUCCCUCCUCUGUCAAUCAUGCAGCAAAAGCAUCUUCUACAAGCCUAAGUGAGUCUGACAGUGAGACAGAGGGGAAGCCGCGUAGCUCUCACUGUUUUGAUGAUGCAUUCAAAGCAGACUCUCUGGUGGAGGGAACAUCUUCUCGUUACUCCAUGUAUAACAGUGUCUCCCAAAAGCUUAUGGCCAAAAUGGGCUUCAAGGAAGGUGAAGGAUUGGGAAAAUACAGCCAAGGUCGGAAGGACAUUGUUGAGGCUUCUAAUCAGAAAGGUCGAAGAGGCUUGGGUCUGACCCUGAGGGGCUUUGAUCAGGAGCUGAAUGUGGACUGGCGAGACGAACCAGAGCCCAGUGCCUGUGAGCAGGUGUCAUGGUUCCCUGAGUGCACCACUGAAAUUCCUGAUACUCAAGAAAUGAGUGAUUGGAUGGUUGUGGGAAAGAGAAAGAUGAUUAUUGAAGACGAAACAGAGUUUUGUGGAGAAGAGCUGCUUCACAGUAUGUUGCAGUGUAAGAGUGUGUUUGAUGUCCUGGAUGGGGAGGAGAUGCGGCGAGCUCGGACCCGGGCCAAUCCCUACGAGAUGAUCCGAGGAGUCUUCUUCCUUAACAGGGCAGCGAUGAAGAUGGCUAACAUGGAUUUUGUGUUUGAUCACAUGUUUACAAAUCCCCGGGACUCUUAUGGGAAGCCACUGGUGAAGGAUCGGGAAGCCGAGCUUCUGUACUUUGCUGACGUCUGUGCAGGCCCAGGUGGCUUCUCAGAGUAUGUGCUGUGGAGGAAGAAGUGGCAUGCAAAGGGCUUUGGGAUGACACUGAAGGGCCCUAACGACUUCAAGCUGGAGGACUUCUACUCAGCCUCCAGUGAGCUCUUCGAGCCCUACUAUGGUGAGGGUGGGAUUGAUGGAGAUGGAGAUAUCACCCGCCCAGAGAACAUCAGUGCUUUUCGGAAUUUUGUCCUGGAUAACACAGAUCGCAAGGGUGUGCACUUUCUGAUGGCUGAUGGGGGUUUCUCAGUGGAAGGGCAAGAGAACCUGCAGGAGAUCCUCAGCAAGCAACUGCUGCUGUGUCAGUUCCUCAUGGCACUGUCUGUUGUCCGGACAGGAGGCCACUUUAUUUGCAAAACCUUUGACCUCUUCACACCAUUCAGUGUGGGACUCAUUUACCUGCUCUACUGCUGCUUUGAACGAGUGUGUCUCUUCAAACCCAUUACCAGCCGUCCUGCCAACUCAGAGCGGUAUGUUGUGUGCAAGGGCCUGAAAGUGGGCAUAGAUGAAGUGCGGGAUUACCUCUUCUCGGUGAAUAUUAAACUCAACCAGCUGCAGAACACUGAUUCUGAUGUCAACCUUGUGGUCCCUUUGACGGUGAUCAAGGGAGACCAUGAAUUUACUGACUACAUGAUCCGGUCUAAUGAGAGUCACUGUAGUCUGCAGAUCAAAGCUCUGGCCAAAAUCCAUGCCUUCGUUCAAGACACGACCCUGAGUGAGCCUCGACAGGCAGAGAUCCGAAAAGAUUGCCUCCGACUCUGGGGGAUCCCUGACCAGGCUAGAGUUGCUCCAUCUUCCUCAGACCCGAAAUCUAAGUUCUUCGAGCUAAUCCAGGGCACUGAGAUCGACAUCUUCAGCUACAAGCCCAUGCUGCUUACCUCCAAAACCCUGGAGAAAAUCCGCCCUGUGCUCGACUACCGCUGCAUGGUGUCUGGCAGCCAGCAGAAGUUCCUCCUCGGCCUGGGAAAGUCCCAGAUCUACACGUGGGAUGGCCGCCAGUCAGACCGCUGGGUCAAGCUGGACCUGAAGACAGAGCUACCCCGGGAUACUCUGCUUUCUGUUGAAAUUGUGCAUGAGCUCAAAGGAGAGGGGAAGGCCCAGCGGAAGAUUAGUGCCAUCCACAUCCUUGAUGUCCUUGUGCUGAACGGCAGCGAUGUUCGGGAACAGCACUUCAAUCAGCGAAUUAAGCUUGCUGAGAAAUUUGUGAAGGCAGUUUCCAAGCCCAGUCGGCCUGACAUGAACCCCAUCAGAGUGAAGGAGGUGUACAGGCUGGAGGACAUGGAGAAGAUUUUCCUCAGGUUAGAAAUGAAGAUCAUCAAGGGAUCCAGUGGCACUCCAAAGCUCAGCUACACAGGGCGAGAUGACAGGCACUUUGUGCCCACAGGCCUGUACAUCGUCAGGACUGUGAAUGAGCCGUGGACUAUGGCAUGCAGCAAAAACUUCAAGAGGAAAUUCUUCUACAACAAGAAAACCAGGAACUCCACCUAUGAUCUUCCUGCAGAUGCCAUCGCCCCAUUUCACAUCUGCUACUAUGGCCGACUCUUCUGGGAGUGGGGGGAUGGCAUCCGUGUGCAUGACUCCCAGAAGCCCCAGGACCCAGACAAGCUGUCCAAGGAGGACGUCCUUUCCUUCAUCCAGAUGCAUAGCGCCUGAGGGCCUUGGGGUGUUCCACCCCUGCUGAAUGCCCUGUCAUUCCCCACAACGGGGCACUCUGCACCCUGCUGAAUGCCCUGUCAUUCCCCACAACGGGGCACUCUGCACUUGGGGCUCCCAGCACUGGUUCCUUCUGCCUCUUGAAAGGGGACUGGGGGGAGCUAAGCCUGGCCUUGGGAGCAAAUGGCCGCCUCUCUCUGAGGAGCUCAGUCAGGGCCUUCAGAGGACACAUGUUCCUUCUGGAACACCAUCUGCCUGGGAAUUGUUUCCCCUACCAGGACUCAGCCUGAAGGAAGCUGCUCCUGAGGCAGGUUUGUGGUCAGUGCCCAGGGCACGUGGGCUGGUGGAGGACGUGUUAGAGAGUAGCAGGCUUUGGGUUCUGCCGUUCUCUCCAGAGUCCUGUAGACUCAUUUUUCUGAGUUCCAUGCACUGCCUCUGAGGGUGGCCAGGCCCCUGCUUUGCCCAACUUUUAUUAGGCCAAUCCUGGGUGGGUGAUGGCCCACUGUCACGAGCUGGCCAGGAGCAGCUGUUGUACAAAUCAAAGUUUUGUUUCUUUGAACUUGCUCUGUUUUGAUGCCAAGUUGGAAGACUUUUUCAUCUCUUCCCCACACCCAUCCUGGCAUUCUUCCCAGCCCAGACCUCUGAUAGUCCCGGCAGGCCGGGAAGGAAGAGAGUGGGUCCGACGUCACUGACACCAUAUUGAGAUGCAGGCUGUGCUGUCUUUGGGACUGGUGUGACUGCCUCCUGGGGUUAAGAGAGGCUUCCUGGGCCACCCGUUUUGAUCCAAAUGUUGGGCAACUCAGAGGGCUGGAAGUAGCCUUGAAAACCUGCCUUUGCCUCUCCCCCAGUAGCAGUGGCCCCACCAGUAUAAGGUACCUCUAGGGUCAGUACAGCACCAGCCCUGUGGCAGUCGCACACUGCCUGUGCCCUAGCCACCCUAGGGUCUUGGCAGAGUUUUGAGCUGGAGGUAGCCAUCCUUUCCUUUGUUUUUCCUCUCCAUCUGGAGGUACAGUCUGCUUUUGUCUGUCUGUGGUCACUCCAUUUCCUCUAUCUUGGCAGAGGGAGGAGGGGAAGCUGGGCAGCAGCUUUGGGUGGGGGAGGGCAUCUGUGGUUGUUUUUUAAUGGGAAAUACCUCUCAGAGAUGUUCAUGCAGGCUCCCUAGGGCCCCAUCCCAGUGCCAGGCUGGUUUCCAUGGAGAUAGGGCACUGAGGCUCCCGGCAGGUUGGAAUUGACUCCACCAUGGGGGUCCUUCAGCCAGCAUCCAGCCUCCCACCCCCUAAGCUGGCGGCAACACCGCUGAGAUGCUGUAUUUCCACCCAAUUCUGGGUAUAUCAGUGUGUCUUGCAGAAUCUUGGAUCAUUAAAGAUAAACAUAUUUUUAA
This is a messenger RNA of Ictidomys tridecemlineatus (thirteen-lined ground squirrel), 4073 nucleotides long. It is a transcript of the gene Cmtr1, whose product is annotated as cap methyltransferase 1. Gene Ontology annotation, biological process: methylation; 7-methylguanosine mRNA capping. NCBI's taxonomy places the organism in Eukaryota, Metazoa, Chordata, Mammalia, Rodentia, Sciuridae. Gene Ontology annotation, molecular function: nucleic acid binding; protein binding; methyltransferase cap1 activity. Gene Ontology annotation, cellular component: cytoplasm; nucleus. The record is from RefSeq and is a predicted model, not a curated record.